AUGUCUUCAAAGGUUUUUGUUCCCAAAAAAAUAUAAUAAUCAUUCAAAUUGAGCAAUUAGAAAAAGAAUUAAUGCAAAGAAGAGAAGCAAGCAAGAAAGUUUUAAAAUUUGUCGUAGGGUAGUGUGUACGCAAUAUUGCGUCGCGGUGUACUGUUUUUUUCCUGGGUUUUUACGCAGAAUUUUUUUGAAACCAUUUUUUUGAUUUUGUUGUUCUUUUUUUGUUUUUCUAUGAUUUUCUGCAAAAUUUUUUUGCGUUUUAAUAGCAUUUAUGUGUAUAGGGGCUUGAAAUAAUUCAUCCGAGUCAAAAAUUUUUCUUGAAAAAUCCAACUUUUUUUAGGCGAUUUUCCGGUCAAUAUUAAAAAAAUUAUUUAGGUUUAUAUUUUUUUCGCAUAGUUUUUGUGUGUUCUUGGAACCAUAUUUUUGAUAAGUUUAUGAUUAAUUAAAAGUUCAGUGCGUUCUAAACUUUAUUCGAAUUCCUGAAGCUUUCUUUGUCAUGGGAAGUGUUCAAAUGACUCAUUUUAAAAUUGUUCCUUCUCAAAUUUUUAAAUUUUUAAAAUUAUUUUUCAAACGUCCCAGAGGUCUCUUAACUUUGAAAUUUAUUGAAAAACAUUUUUAUUUCAGAAAACAGCACGAAUGAUGAAAGAAAAGGGUCAGAAAGUGAAGGAAGAAGAGAACGACGAAGUUCUGGCCGGUUCAGGCGACCACAAAGACAAGGAUCAGUUCUCCGGCUGGGCUGGGGUAUUGCUCAGGAUAACCGAUGAUUGCUGAGUAUCACCAGCUUUCAGACGUACCCAAUGACUCCUGAAGAACAAUUCGAAAUGAUGCUGAUCGGCGUCGUUGAAAGCCACCAAAGUGUUUAUAACAGGUUUAUUUGGAGUUGAUUUGUUGUGUUACUGUAUCUCUCAAUUACGGUUACAGUAUCCUCAGAAGCUGGUCCAGUUUAUGAGAAAGCAAGAUAGUGGGAUUGAAAACUCAAAUUAUGGUUUCUGAUUGAUUUUUGUUUUUGAAAAAGUCCUGGAUUUUUUAAAGUUAUUAGAAAAAAAAAAAUGAAAGAGAGACAGUAAUGAUAAAGUUACAUUACACGAAAAAAAUAGGAUAAAAAAAUUUUUUUUGCCAAUUUUCGGCUCGUUUUUUUGAAUUUUUUUCCUUUUCCCGCCAAAAAAAUUUUUUUCAAAAACUGCUUCUUGUUUUUUUCAGUAAUUGUGCCAUUACGGCGAUUUUUCUCGAAUGAAAUUUUUGAGAAAAAAAAUUUUUUUAUUAAAGAAAAUCAAAGGAAGAGCCCCUUUCGCCCCUGUUCUAGGCGGCUGGUAUACGGUAGUUUAGAAAGUACUGUAUUUUAAAAAAGUGUGGAUUUUACUAUUUUUUUUUAUGAUCUGACUUUUCUUGUUACCUUGCCAGAUAGAUUAUAAAAAAUUGCGAAAUUCCUAUAGGGACCAGUUGAGCUUUAGGGGCUAAGGGGUCAGACCGCAAACCCCUAGAGGGACCACCUUGAUUUCACCCCUAUAGGGACCACUUAGACUUUGGGGACUAAGGGGUCAGACCCCCAAACUUCUAGAGGGACCACUUUUUUUGGCUUCUAUAGGGGCUGUUUUUUUCUCCCUAACCCCUAAAGGGACCACUCUAGUAUUUCUAAGAGGUAAAAUUACCUUCCCUGUGAACACUGUAUCAAAAAAAAACGUGUUUUUUUGAUUAAAAAUAUGAAUUUCUUUACCCUUUUUUCUGCCUAAUUACAACGAUUAUCUUCCAGAUGCCAUCCGCUGCACAAGGUGACCGACUACCGUAACCACGUCUGGCAGGAAAUCGCGACAGAAACGGGUUUCGCCGGUGAGCCAGUCGAGUUGGAGCGCAAAUGGCGUCACAUGCGCGACCGCUACGUCCGCCUCAGGAAACAGAACAAAACCUCGAAUCCGAUCAAAGUCGGGGAUCGAUGGUAAGGGGAAGGGAGGGGCUGAUUUUUCCAAUUUUUAGAGUUUUCGCAAAAAUUAUAUGCCUCCUCGAGCAUUUCUUAGAAACUCCAGAGUGGUCUCUAUAAGGGUUAGGGCACAGGGGACGGAAAAGUGGUCCCUAGAGGGCUUAGGGUCUGACUGAAGCUCAAGGGAUCCUUAUAGGGAUUAGAGGAAGGACAGUCACUAUUAGGGCCGGAAAAGUGGUCCCUAUAGGGUUCAGGGUCUGACUUAAGCUCAAGGGAUCCUUGUAGGGAUUGAAGGGAGGACAGUCACUAUUAGAGCCGGAAAAGUAGUCCCUAUAGGAACCAGGGUGCGACUGUAGCUCAAGGAUCCUUAUAGGGGUUAGGGAUAAAACAGUUCAUAAUAGGAACGAAAAGUGGUCCCUAUAGGGUUCAGGGUCUGACUGAAGCUUAAGGGAUCCUUAUAGGGGUUAAUGAAAGAACAGUCCAUAUUAGGAACGAAAAGUGGUCCCUCUAGAGUUCAGGGCCUGACUGACUCUCAAGAGAUCCCUUUAGGGGUUAGGAAAAGAACAGUUAUUAUCAGGGACGGAAAAGUGGUCCCUAUAGGGUUCAGGGCCUGACUGACUCUCAAGAGAUCCCUUUAGGGAUUAGAGGAAGGACAGUCACUAUUAGAGGCGGAAAAGUGGUCCCUAUAGGGUUCAGGGCCUGACUGACUCUCAAGAGAUCCCUUUAGGGAUUAGAGGAAGGACAGUCACUAUUAGAGCCGGAAAAGUGGUCCCUAUAGGAGUCUUCUAAUUAUCUGAAGUAUGUGAAAAGGUGAACUUGACCGAGACACAGACAUGCUCUCCUAGAAACCCCUAUAGAGACCACUUUUUCAAGCUUCACUGGUUAUUAAGAGGUCCCUAGAGGGCAAUCUUAGAGGGUCCUUCACAUUUUUUUUUCUCCUAACUUUACCUUUUUUCAGGUAUGACUACUACAAGAAAAUGUCCUUUUUGGACCCGUUUGUCGAGCAUCGGAACCGGAAAAAGCGCAAUGAGCCGGAAAAUGAAACGAAGAAUGGUAAAGGAGUGGAAAAUUGAGCUAAUUUUAGAAGAUUUUUCUCAAAAAUUGACGAAAAUAAAGUUUUUUGAGGAAAAAUCCUAAGGAAAUUUGAGAAAAUCAUGCUUUUGUACGGAUCUUUUGAAAGGGAUGUCGAGAAAAAUGAAGAUUUUUAAGCUGGAUUUUGAAAUUUCUCUGGGAAAGCUAUGGAUUUCCAGAGAAAAUUUUCAUUUUUAGCUCACUUUUAAAUAUUUUUCCAACUUGAAAAAAUUCUUAAAGACAACGAAAUCUGCCCUGGAAAGCUCGACAACGAAAGCGAUUCCGGAGAUGAGGACACCCUCCAGAAAUUCUACGCCAGUAUUAUUAGCAACGCGACGGUAGCCAAUGUGACGGCUUCUCCGAUUCAGGUUAGCAAAAAAAAAAACACCGAUAGGAAUCGAUCCAACGACCUUUUUAGUCUGAUUUCGUUUACUUAGCCACUCUUCCAGGGUUCUGGUGAGAGCUGCUCAAAUCCGGUGACGUCAUCGCAGCCGAUGACGUCGGGCAGGAAGAGAAAGUUCGACGACGUGUCUUCUGAAGCCGAUGAGGAGGAUACUGAGGUGAGGAUCGUGGUUUAGUGGUUGAGGAUCUAGGUUUUGAGAGUUAUGACGCAAGUUCGAGUCCUGUCGAGGGAAAUUUGAUUUUUGCCGUGAAAGAGCCUUGCUGAGGUUGCUUAGCGUAAUGGUUAGAGCUUUGGACUGUGAAUAUUAAGAUCAAGGUUCGAAUCCUGCUUAGGAAAAAAACAUUUUUUUGCCAUUUUGAAAAAAUAAGUUUGAGCUGAGCUUUCAUGUUAUUUUAUAUGAACUGAAAGUUCAAGCCGGAUGACUCAGAGCCCUGAUAGCGUACUGGCUGAAUGUUUCAACUGUAUUUAUUGCUACCAAAGUUCGAGCCCUAUGGAGGGAAUCCCAAUUUUUGCCAUUUAAAAAUAAAUUUUUGGAAAACUUUCUCGAUUUCUCGUGAUCCGCUUCAGAAUCGAACUUGAGAUGAAAUAUAAAGUUAGAGGCGCAGGUUCAAUCCCUGUCAAGAAAAGCUGAUUUUUGACAUUUUGCCUCUAGAUCUUGGGAUAUUUUCCAGAUGAACAGAUUUUCAGCCAAACCCAUUUUCCAGGUCUCACUGUAUGUUCGCUCCAUCGCCAAAUCGCUGGAAGCCAUGGACGCGAGAACAUUCGCCCUGGCGAGAAUCGAAAUCUCCCGCGUACUCUUCGACUGUCAGUACGGGAACGAUGCCAAGAAGUGA
Messenger RNA from Caenorhabditis auriculariae, 4219 nucleotides. NCBI's taxonomy places the organism in Eukaryota, Metazoa, Nematoda, Chromadorea, Rhabditida, Rhabditidae. The record is from the annotation of a GenBank genome assembly.